UAGAAGAGUAAAGUUCAAUGGGAUAAAAAGUACACGAAACCAUGUUAUGUUAUAAGCAUUUUUAACUAACAUACCAGAGUAAAUAAUUUGUGAAUACUUGUCAUAGAAGUACGGACAUUGUCUCCAAUAUGACCGGGCUUUUGAAGUUAAAUUCUGCCGUCCUGCGACCGAAAAGGAAAGCGACGUUCACAGGAUUUCUACUGGCUUUUAUUAUUGGAGAUUUAGAGGCCAAUUUUAUAAGCAACCCGCCGAGCACGUGGUAUGACGGGUAUAUAAAAUGUCGACAAAAUAAUCAGACCAUUUUGAACUGGGGGGAUGUGGAAGGAUGGAACAACGGACCUGAAAAUACAAUUUCCCGUUUGGCUCUACGGCUUCGAAGUGCGAAUCCACAACAAAAGUAUACCAGUUUCAGACAAAUUCUUCAAACUUGACCAAUUACAAAACACCAGAACCGCCUAUGUUCGUUGCGAGGCUGGCUCAUUAUUCGAUGACUAUACCCUUUUCAACUUUGAGAAAGCACACAUAAUUUGUCAGAAUCAUACAAGUGGAACUAGGGAACUACUCACAGUGAAUCACACCAACUUGGACAAGUUUAAAAUAAGCAGGGAUAUUAUAAAUAUGUCGUUUUGGACACAAGCUGUGAAAGUCGGAACAUUUCUCAACUCGGAAGAACUCAUAGUGCAUUGUUUAAUGCUCAACCAUCAUGGCGAGUUAAGAAAAGACAACUGUACCAAAAGCUAUUCGUCUGUCUGCGUAAACGCAACUGUUCACAACACAAUACAAUACAGCGGACAAGAGUCGAAGGUGCCAAACUACGAUCCGACGUCACCGAGCACACCCGUGACAUCAUCAGCGGGUACCUCAGAGUCUGUGACGUCACUAGUUACAUCGGAAACCAACGAUGGCGUUGAUUUAACCACUAGCGCAGCAAACAAAUCGUCCGAUUUGCACAAUUCCACUAGCGACCAUAAAAGUCGUGCCAAGGAUAAACCAGUGAUGGAAGAGAAAAUCCUCAUAGCACUUAUCUGCGUUGGAGUUGCCGUGGUAACGGCGUUAGUGGUCGCCGUCAUUUGCUGCUUCAGAAUCAAACGGAAACCGAACAAAGACCGCAGGCCAACCUUUUCCGACGGCAACUCCAAAACGGCGGACUCCGUAAAUUUUAAAGAUGCUCAACACUACGAAGUUAGUGACAUCAGCGAAUAUGCCACGUCCUCGGUGGCAGUAACGGGCGGUCCUAGAACGGCACGGCCUCGUUCGUCCAUUAUAGAAGGCGAAUACGACGUGAUUUCCAAUUCCAGAGCAACGGAUAAAUCCAAACGCCAGGUGGCGGUGGUGAAGGCUUACAGUCACGUGGCAAUUGUCCCAGCCAAUCAGAGACGCGAUAGCGAUUCAAAUAUGGAAAACGCAUACGACGUGUCCACGUUGAUAAAGCAAAAGACCGUGACAAUAUUACAACAGGACGGCACUGGAAAUGUUAACGGUCAUUUGGGGAUAACAUAACUGUAAAUAGAGAACACAUUUUAUAAGUUUAAUAAUGAUUUAAAAGUGUGUAUUUUUAUUGUUUAAUUUUAACAUGUAACACACGUAUUCAUGUGUCCAUAGGACUCGGGUGAUCCCGCAUUCCCCUUUUUAUAAGAUAUACUUAUGUUGAAAAAACUGAUCCAACAUAUGCAGUUGCACAAGUGACUAUGUGUUAGUCCUGAAGCAUCAAUGAAUGUUUUGUAAAGCGCGACACAGUUACACUGUUUCGUUUUUUUAAUUAUCUGCCAUACCUCCGGGUUUGCCGAAAACAUUCAAAUCGAUAUAGUUAUAGGCUCGUUCGCAUGAUGGCUAAUAUGCUCUCAUACUUCAGCCCUCUAACAGCCGAAGUUUCAAACUAUGACGAACGGAAAAACGGACAGACGGACGUUUGGGACAUCUAAGCUAUAUUCCGUUCUGUUUGCUUAAAGUUUCAUAAAGGGAGUACAACCAAAAACAGACGAGAACGCAGUCAUACAUUUUGACCGCGGUUAGAUAAGUAACUUUUCUGAUUGUUGUCAUAGUUUCCCAUGUUUCCCCUGAAAUUGAAAAUACGCACACAUCUCUUUAGAGAAAUGAAAUUAUAUUACAAUAACAUUCCAAAAUAUGUAUUGUUCAAAUAUGUAUUUGCUCAUUAAUGAAAUUUUAGUUAAACUUUUCAGAAUAAUAAAACAAACACUUCAAUAAUAUUUUGUGAAAUAUUGUGAUUGGAUAUACACUAUUUGGGAUUAUUAAAAUUAAUAAAUUAUAUUUUCAAUAAAUAGUAUAUCAAACCGGGGAUUUGUAAGGCGAAUAAUAAUUGAUCAAUUACAAUAUCAUGACUAGGGUAAUUUCUAUAUUUAGCUGUGCGAUAUGACCACCAUAAUACAGGAAGUGAGGGCAUGGUUGCAAAAGUUAUGUAUUAUGUGCGAUCAAAGGACAGAUCAAAGCUUUGCUUGUUUGCUUGUUAAAAAUAAAACGUUUUGACAAUAACCAAGUAAAAGGCAAAGCUAUUUGUUGCCGCUAAUACUUGUAACAAUCUGGCAACGGUUUACACUGAUUUACAUCGGUGACGUAUGAAUAAGGGAUAAUAAAGCUCAUAUAUCAAA
Molecule: messenger RNA, 2606 nt
Organism: Dreissena polymorpha
Lineage: Eukaryota; Metazoa; Mollusca; Bivalvia; Myida; Dreissenidae
Exons: 8
Coding region: 316-1500 (394 amino acids)
Source: RefSeq, a predicted model, not a curated record